Messenger RNA from Ceratitis capitata (Mediterranean fruit fly), 3116 nucleotides. It is a transcript of the gene Tace, whose product is annotated as ADAM 17-like protease. The coding region runs from base 90 to 2345 and encodes 751 amino acids. Gene Ontology annotation, cellular component: plasma membrane. Lineage: Eukaryota; Metazoa; Arthropoda; Insecta; Diptera; Tephritidae. The transcript is spliced from 14 exons. The record is from RefSeq and is a predicted model, not a curated record. Gene Ontology annotation, biological process: Notch signaling pathway; membrane protein ectodomain proteolysis. Gene Ontology annotation, molecular function: metalloendopeptidase activity.
UUUAUAUGAAGAUGUUGUGUACACAUUUAGAUAAAGGUGGCAGCGGAAGUGUUUGACAAAAAAUCAAUACUGUGCGAAAAUUAGUGAAAAUGACAACAAUUUUUAGAGGAUUUCAUGGAAAUUGUGCUUUAUUAGUGGUUUUCUUUAUAAUUUUACUCGAAAAUGCAUCUACGCUUCAUAGAACUCUGCGCCACUAUGAAAUCCUCCGUAGCGAAGAUUGUAGACAUAAAAUCAUUAAGCGCGGAAUUAAACAGAGCUCACACCCCUAUAACGUGAUUAAAGAGGUCGAAUUCAAGACGUUAGGUAAAAAUUUUCGUUUAAUAUUGCACCCACAUCGGGAGGUUUUACACAGUAAAUUUAAGGCGUAUACUGUAGAUGGCGAUGGCAACGAGACAGUGGUACAUUUAGAUCAUGAUAGCUUUUAUACUGGACGAGUUUUUGGAGAGCUCGAAUCAUCUGUUCGUGCGCACAUUGAUGACGGUUUAAUGACUAUGUCCAUACACUUACCGGACGAAACAUAUCACAUUGAGCCGUCAUGGAGACAUUUGCCUAGUUCUUCGGAUAAAGCUAUGGUGUCUUAUAGAACUUCUGAUAUGAAAUUAAAUUUUAAUAAGGAAGGGGAUGGCGUUGGUGGUGCCCCAAUGUCGUGUGGUUACGUUAAGGAGGGCUUAGAACUGGAAACGGAAGAUGAAUACGAUGAAGAGAUGGAUGCUAAUUUUUAUAAAACAAAAAAUAACACUUUAUCAAGUUUUCAUGAUGGGAAUAUUACUCAUACACGUAAAAAACGGCAAGCAGACCAGUACGAAUAUACACCGACAAAAACUCGUUGCCCGCUUUUGCUUGUUGCCGAUUACCGCUUCUUUCAGGAAAUGGGAGGUGGAAAUACAAAGACAACCAUUAAUUACUUGAUAAGUUUGAUUGAUCGAGUGCACAAAAUAUAUAACGAUACCGUAUGGCAGGACCGAACUGAUCAAGAAGGCUUUAAAGGCAUGGGAUUCGUGAUAAAGAAAAUCGUAGUUCACUCUGAACCAACAAGGUUGCGCGGUGGGGAAGCCCAUUAUAAUAUGAUUCGCGAAAAGUGGGAUGUUCGCAAUCUUCUGGAGGUAUUUUCAAGGGAAUAUAGUCAUAAAGAUUUUUGCUUAGCACAUCUUUUCACUGAUCUUAAAUUUGAAGGCGGUAUUUUAGGCUUAGCAUAUGUGGGUUCGCCGCGACGUAAUUCCGUUGGUGGAAUUUGCACACCAGAGUAUUUCAAAAAUGGUUAUACCUUGUAUUUGAAUUCGGGCUUAAGCAGCUCUCGAAAUCAUUAUGGGCAACGCGUUAUUACACGCGAAGCAGACUUAGUAACUGCCCACGAAUUUGGCCACAAUUGGGGGUCUGAACAUGAUCCAGAUAUACCUGAGUGCUCGCCAAGUGCCUCGCAAGGUGGAAGCUUUCUUAUGUAUACUUACUCUGUCAGCGGUUACGAUGUAAAUAAUAAGAAAUUCUCACCGUGUUCCCUGCGCUCAAUACGCAAAGUUCUGCAAGCUAAAUCGGGACGAUGUUUCUCCGAGCCAGAGGAAUCAUUCUGUGGGAAUUUGCGCGUCGAAGGUGACGAGCAAUGCGAUGCUGGUCUUCUCGGUACCGAAGACAAUGACGCUUGCUGUGAUAAGAAUUGUAAAUUGCGUCGUAAUCAAGGCGCUAUGUGUAGCGAUAAAAAUUCACCUUGCUGCCAAAACUGCCAAUUUAUGCCGGCAGGUAUGAACUGUCGCGAUGCCCAGUAUGCCACAUGUGAGCAGGAAGCACGCUGUUCGGGUACACAUGCCGAGUGUCCCAAAUCGCCGCCCAUGGCGGACGGUACAAUAUGCCAAGAGCGAGGCCAAUGCCGAAAUGGCAAAUGUAUACCAUACUGUGAGACACAGGGUUUACAAAGCUGUAUGUGCGACAUUAUACAGGAUGCGUGCAAGCGUUGUUGCCGCAUGAGCAUAAACGAAACAUGUUUUCCAGUAGAACCCCCUGAUAUGCUACCUGAUGGAACGCCAUGUAUACAAGGGUUCUGUAAUAAGGGCGUUUGUGAGAAAACGAUCCAGGAUGUAGUGGAACGUUUCUGGGACAUUAUCGAAGAAAUAAAUAUCAAUCGUGUUUUACGAUUUUUAAAGGACAAUAUUGUCAUGACCGUUGUUGUCAUAACUUCAAUAUUCUGGAUACCCAUUAGUUGCGCUAUUUCAUAUUUUGAUCGCAAAAAACUGCGUCACGAAAUUAAGCAAAUGGAAUGGAGUCAUAAACUUGACUUAAUACAUCCGAGCGAUCGUCGUCGUGUUAUACACAUAAGAGUGCCGCGCCAAAAAAUAUCUGUUACGCGCAUGUAACCUUUCGGAGGGUGAAAAAGAGUGAUUUGUUGAAUAUAAGAUACAUGUAAAUGAAAUUGCGGGCAAAUCGUUACAAGGAGAACAAGCGAUUAAUUGAUACGCACAUAAUUUUCCCUGUAUUAAAAAAGAGCCGUAUCUUUAACUUUGCUGGAAAGUAAUUAAACUCUGUGAAGUUAUUUUUGAUGCAACACGGUAGUUGUACGUGUUGAUUUCCAAUUCUCUGCGGAAAGAAAAUUUAACAACAUCUGUACAAAAUGACAAUGUUGUGCAUCAUCAAGUAAAGGGUACGAUUCAUCUUCAGUCAUUACGUUAGCUUUGUUAACAAAUCAAACACCUCGAGGCAUACUGUAAGAAAUAUAUUAGUUAAGAAGUUGGAGCAAUCCAAAAGCGCAAAUAAUUUUUGUAAUUAAUAGCAACAUUUAAAUUAAAACAACUAAAUAGUUUUCGUUUUGGAAGAUUAUCUUAUUAAAAAAUUUCUUUAUUACUACAAAAGAAAUAAAUGAUAUUGUACAGAAUAAUUGCAAUUAUUUUUUCUAGUAUGAAAGUUGUGGUAUGUUAUACUGUUCCUGUUUCUUCGUUAAUUUGUAUCUUAAUUUCCUUCUAGUUUUUUUUUUCAUUAAUGAUAUUUAUUCCUUUUCAUGUACCAAUACUUUCAGAUACAGUCAAUAAUCUUAUUAUAGAUGUACAAAAUUUUUUUUUUAUUACAUUCAUCACUUUAUUUAAACUUAUGUAAUAAACUUAACAGUUUCGGUUAUAAUAACCAUUAACUUU